AUGGGAAUCAAGUCUUUCAACAAUAUCAUCUCAAAAGGGCCGGGAGCUAGAUUCCCCGUGGAGAAAAACAGAUACCUUUUGUACGUCACCUUCAUUUGCCCUUAUGCUCAGAGAGCAGCAAUUGUGAGACAACUCAAGGGCUUGGAAGAGUACCUUCCUCUCGCACACGUUAAUCACCAAUUGGACUCCAAUGGUUGGAGAUUUGCUACUAAGGAAGAGCUUGCGUCUGUCCCCGAGGGAGACACCAGGUAUGGUACUGCUGAUCCAUUGUAUGGCUUUGAGCGGAUCAACCAAUUGUACAAGAAGGCAAGCUCUGAGUAUGAAGGGAGAUGGACAGUACCAGCUUUGUGGGACAAGAAAGAGGAAACCAUUGUGAACAACGAGUCUGGAGAAAUGAUCAGGUUCUUCAACACCGAGUUCAACGAAGUUCUUCCGGAAGAGUAUUCUAAGAUCGAUAUAUACCCACAAGAGUUGCAGGCCCAAAUUGACAAGUUUUUGGAGUCUGUAGCAGAUGUGGUGGCCCAGAAGGCAUACAAGACGGCUUUCGCCGGCAGUGAAGACGAUUUCCAGGAUGCGUACUCAGCUCUUUUAGAAGCCCUUAAGAGUGCCGACGAGCACCUCGCGCAGAGCCAAGCGAACGGCCUGCAAUAUGCUGUGGGAAGCUCAGUGACAGAGGCUGACAUCAAACUCUACACUCUGACUGUUCGCCUCAGCCAGGCCUACUACAAGGGUUAUGAUGCAAAGGUGGUAAGUUUGGCGAGGGACUACCCUCAUCUUCACAAGUGGCUCAAAAACCUCUACCAGAUACCUGCUUUCAAGGACACCACCGACUUUUUGAAAUUGACUCUUGGUGCGGAAUCGAGAAUCGGCCAUCCAAGGUCCGAGAAGUUCGAAGCAGUAUUGGACCUCGACAAGUGA
Messenger RNA from Candidozyma auris, 918 nucleotides. RefSeq lists its product as uncharacterized. Lineage: Eukaryota; Fungi; Ascomycota; Pichiomycetes; Serinales; Metschnikowiaceae. Bases 1 to 918 code for a protein of 305 amino acids. Gene Ontology annotation, cellular component: cytoplasm. Gene Ontology annotation, molecular function: glutathione transferase activity. The transcript has a single exon. The record is from RefSeq and is a predicted model, not a curated record.